UGAUCUCUCUAGUAAGUAAACCCUCAUCUUCAUCUUCUUCUCUCUCCACUCACUUUUCCCCAUUAACACGAAUUUUGAGUUUUGGGUUUCGAAUUUUGAGGUUGAUUUUGGAAUCUUUCGCGUUACGGCCUUACGGGUUCAUCUGGGAAUCAUCGCUCUAACUAAUAUAUAAUGCAAAGCUAAGGUUUUUUUGAUGGGGGGAAGACAGUUCUGUCCUGCAUGUCCGACAUGUGAUUUCUCGAUCGUAAUGGAGGAAUUAUGAGUACAAGGGGAUAGAACUAUUAUGGCGAUUGUGACUUAGAUGGAUGACGGCGGUUUUGUAAUGGAAGGUUCUGGUUCUAGAGGAUUCAAUACUUCAUCCGUCUCCGGCGGUGGUAGACGGCGGUUUCGUACAGGAAGGAUUAGGUUAUCGGACGAUUCUUGGUUCUCACAAGGUAAGAAAGAUAGAGAUCAUCAUCAUCAUAAUCAGCAGCAGCAGGAUAAUAGGGAUUUGAUCAUAGCUCACAGAGAUUUCGAUAGAGCAAGGCUGGGUCUCUCCGGAGUUAGCUUGGAUGAGAUAUCAGUGGAUCCAGUCGUCCGAUCAAUAAAAUGGAAUGAUAUCAGCCUUAGACAUUGGCUAGAUAAUCCAGAAAGAACAAUGGAUGCUGUUGAAUCUCUUCACAUCUUCUCUCAAGUGGUUGAGAUUGUUAACUUAGCUCAUAUGCAAGGAGUUGUAGUUCACAAUGUUCGUCCUUCUUGCUUUGUCAUGUCUUCUUUCAACCGCGUCUCUUUUAUCGAAUCCGGUUCCUGUUCUGGUUCUGGUUCAGGUUCAGGUUCAGAAUCUGGGUCGGAUUCAAUGGAUGAUGAUGGGUUAGCUGAAUUGAAGUCAUUUCCAUUUAAGAAUCGCGAUUUGGAGGAGCCACAAUAUCAAAAUGGAGUUUCUCAAGUUGAAACCAAUAUUGGUUCUAGUUUUCCUAUGAAGAAGAUAUUGAUUAUGGAAACCAAUUGGUACAACAGUCCUGAAGAAGCCAAUGGGGAAUCAAGUUCUUGUGCUUCUGAUAUCUAUAGACUUGGUGUUCUCCUCUUUGAGUUAUUCUGCACCUUUAACUCGUCGGAAGAGAAGUUCUCAACCAUGUCUAGUUUAAGGCAUCGUGUUCUUCCACCUCAGUUGCUAUUAAAGUGGCCAAAGGAGGCCUCUUUUUGCCUAUGGUUAUUACACCCUGAUCCUAACAGUAGGCCAAAAAUGGGCGAGUUACUAGAAAGUGAGUUUUUGAACGAACGAGACAAUAUAGAAGAGCGUGAAGCAGUAAUAGAGAUUCGUGAGAAAAUUGAAGAGCAAGAGCUAUCACUCGAGUUUCUAAUGUUGCUACAACAAAGAAAACAAGAAGUAGCAGAUAGUUUAAAGGACACGGUUUCCUUCAUAACUUCUGAUAUAGAAGAAGUCCAGAAGCAGCAAACUAUUCUUUUGAGAAAACGUGGUCAUGAUUCUCAUGAACAACAACAACUACCCGAUAAACAAUCAGAUGAUGAUCGGCCAAUAAAGAGGCACCGGUCAGGAACUCAAAUCUCCGAAGAAAACCAUCAUUUAGAUAACCAAGAAUGUUCACUCUUGGCCGGAAAUUCAAGGCUGAUGAAGAAUUUCAAGAAACUAGAAUCUGCCUAUUUUUUAACAAGGCAAAGGCUUGUUAAGCAGUCAGUUACAAGAAAUUCUCAAAUAAAUAGCGAAGGAAUUAGAGGAUCGGUUGUUGCCAGCGAGAGGAGUUCGGUUAAUGAACUACCUAUAAAGGGUCGGAAACUAAAAUGCAGAGAAAGCGGUUGGAUUAAUUCGUUCCUCGAUGGUUUGUCCAAGUAUCUUUCUUUCAAUGAAGUGAAAGUGAAAGCAGAUUUGAAGCAAGGGGACCUUCUCAACUCUUCUAACUUGGUUUGUUCUCUUAGUUUUGAUCGCGACGGUGAUUUUUUUGCAACGGCUGGAGUUAAUAAGAAGAUCAAAGUAUUUGAAUACAACUCGAUCCUCAAUGCUGAUCGUGAUAUUCACUAUCCGAUUGUCGAAUUGGCUACUAAGUCCAAGUUAAGCAGUAUAUGCUGGAAUAGUUAUAUUAAGAGUCAAAUUGCUUCGAGUAAUUUCGAUGGCGUGGUACAGGUAUGGGACGUCGCGAGAAGUCAAGAGUUUAUGGAAAUGAGAGAACACGAAAGGCGGGUGUGGUCGGUUGACUUCUCAUCAGCUAAUCCAACAAUGUUAGCCAGUGGGAGCGACGAUGGAACCGUUAAACUAUGGAAUAUCAAUCAGGGAGUGAGCGUUGGAACCAUAAAGACGAAGGCCAAUGUCUGUUGUGUUCAGUUUCCUGUUGAUUCUGGACGUUCUAUUGCAUUUGGUUCGGCUGAUCAUAGGAUUUAUUACUAUGAUCUCCGAAACAUUAAAAUUCCCUUAUGUACGUUAGUUGGGCACAACAAAACAGUUAGUUACGUGAAGUUUGUAGACUCUACGACUCUUGUUACCUCGUCAACUGACAACACGAUGAAACUUUGGGAUUUAUCUUCGUGCAAUUCUCGGGUCAUCGACAAACCUCUUCAAUCCUUUACAGGUCACACUAAUGUUAAGAAUUUUGUUGGUCUGUCUGUUUCCGACGGGUAUAUAGCUACGGGUUCGGAAACAAACGAGGUUUUUAUCUAUCACAAGGCGCUUCCAAUGCCCGCAUUGUCAUUCAAAUUCGGAAGCACUGACUCUGUUUCGGGUGGUGACGAACCAGAUGAGGCUGCCCAAUUCAUCUCGUCUGUUUGUUGGCGUGGGAAAUCACCCACUUUAGUUGCUGCAAAUUCAAUGGGUAAUAUCAAGCUUCUCGAAAUGGUAUAAUCCAAUGAUGGAUUCGGUCGAAUUCAGAGUUCGGUUUGCGGAAAUCUGCUUUGUAGUGUGAAUUGUUUCGUCACAAGAUGUUGUGCCAACCAAGCAAGACAUUUUUUUGGCAAAUAGAUUAAUAUAUAUAAUGUGAUUGUAGAUAAAAGAAAUGCUCAAAUUUAUUAACUAUCAUUUUCUUAUGUUUUCUCAUCUAGACUAAAUAUCAACUAUAAAAAUUCUCCCCC
Messenger RNA from Impatiens glandulifera, 3057 nucleotides. RefSeq names its product protein SPA1-RELATED 4-like. Gene Ontology annotation, biological process: photomorphogenesis; protein phosphorylation. NCBI's taxonomy places the organism in Eukaryota, Viridiplantae, Streptophyta, Magnoliopsida, Ericales, Balsaminaceae. The transcript is spliced from 7 exons. Bases 302 to 2830 code for a protein of 842 amino acids. Gene Ontology annotation, molecular function: protein binding; ATP binding; protein kinase activity. The record is from RefSeq and is a predicted model, not a curated record.